CAAGUAAUAUAAUCGACAAAAUAUACUGAAUUCAAAAGGUUCUUUGGUAAAAUACUCCCAUCAGACCCCAAAAGAAAUAACAACAGAAAAGUCCCUGGACUGGUCAUUCUAUGAGUCGAUGUAAAUAACAAUUUCCCGCCAUUUUCUCUAUAAAUACACACAUCAUAUUGAGUGAUUGAGUCUUCCACGUUUUCCCAAAUCUGUUAUUCAAGAUUUAUCGUUUAAUCCAAAAACCCCCCAAAUUCUGUCAGCAAAAGAAUUUCCCCCCAAAAUGACAAAGGUAGAUUUCCUCCGUCGCAUCCUCCUUGGUUGCUUUACAAUCACCACCACCCCCAACACCGCAACAACCACCCCUACCAACACUACAACCACCAAGAAACGCCUCAGUACUUCCCUAAGAGACGACAUCCUCUUCGACACUUUCUACAAACCCCAUGAUUCUCCCACCUCUUGCUCCUCCCCAGCUUCCACCGCUAGCAGCGACGACAACGUCAGCGUCAUCUCCAACCUUGCUCCGCCGCGCUUCUCCAAAUCCAUGGUCAUCUGCACCUUCUUCGGCUACCGUGGUGGGUCCCACGUCUGGUUUUGUGUCCAACUCAACCGUCUCUCUCCGAAACCAUCCCUCCUUCUAGAACUUUCUCUCUCCACCCGAAACCUUGUUCAAGAGAUGCGCAGCGGGCUCCUUCGUAUCGCGUUAGAAUGCAAGAGUUUGGAGCUGAGUUCUUGCCCUCUUCAGUUGGUCCCUGUUUGGACUAUGUUCUGCAAUGGCCGUCGGGUCGGGUUUGCUACUCGACGAAAGCCCACUCAAGAAACCCGGGAAAUGUUGAAGAAGAUGCAGAGCAUUACGAUGGGUGCGGGCGUAAUUGUUGCUGAAGCUGAAGGUGAAGAAGAAAGAAGGGAAGAAUUGAUGUAUAUGCGGGCCAAUUAUGAGUGGGUUGUUGGUGGGGCCGAUUCUGAAUCGUUUCAUUUGAUGAGCCCGGAUGACGGGCCGGGUCAAGAGCUCAGUGUUUUCUUGCUCAGAUCUUGUGUGUAAAACAAGUAACUGAAUGAGGGGUAUUUUGGGUAUGAUUGAUUUGAUUUUUUCUCUAUAUUGUUAAUUAGUUAGGGUUUUUGAUUAAUCCAUUAGUUGUAGUUGUAAUUUUUUAGGGAUCAGAAAAUUCUUGGGGUAAUCUGUUUGUGGAGGUUUCCAAGAGAGAAAGGUGCUUGAAAACUAAGCGUUUUCUUACUCUGCUUUUGAGAGUGCAAACUUUAUUGGGGCUGGAGCCGGUUUAUCCUUUGUUAACCAUGUUAGAUGGAUUUACUUGUUGUAAGAAUGGAGCUUUGUAGUAGUCCGUAAAAGAGCGAAAGAGAUUUAUCAUUUAUGAUUUUAUGAUAUGAAAGUGGUGCAACAUGAAAGCAUAA
Spinacia oleracea (spinach) is the source of this 1401-nucleotide messenger RNA. RefSeq names its product protein MIZU-KUSSEI 1. The coding region runs from base 272 to 1033 and encodes 253 amino acids. The transcript has a single exon. Lineage: Eukaryota; Viridiplantae; Streptophyta; Magnoliopsida; Caryophyllales; Amaranthaceae. The record is from RefSeq and is a predicted model, not a curated record. Gene Ontology annotation, biological process: hydrotropism.